Messenger RNA from Musca domestica (house fly), 4005 nucleotides. RefSeq names its product homeotic protein antennapedia (gene Antp). The record is from RefSeq and is a predicted model, not a curated record. Lineage: Eukaryota; Metazoa; Arthropoda; Insecta; Diptera; Muscidae. The transcript is spliced from 10 exons. Gene Ontology annotation, molecular function: DNA-binding transcription factor activity, RNA polymerase II-specific; RNA polymerase II cis-regulatory region sequence-specific DNA binding. Gene Ontology annotation, cellular component: nucleus. Gene Ontology annotation, biological process: negative regulation of transcription by RNA polymerase II; anterior/posterior pattern specification. Bases 2808 to 3971 code for a protein of 387 amino acids.
AAAAGCAGCAGAAAGUCAGAAGGAACCAGAAGAAAAAAUCAACCAACGACACAAAACACAGCAAGCCAAAGUGUUUUUGCUCGAAUUUUUCACAUGUAUAUGCUACGAAACGUAUAGUUUAUGGGUUUAGUUCGAUAGAAGUCGUAAAGAAAUCAACAUCAUCACAAAACAAUACUAAUAGUAAUAAAAUAAUAGCCAUAAAAAAUUAGCAAAAGAACAAAAUGCAAUUGAAACGGUCAUAAAAAGGCAAACUUUUGUAGACCACAAAUCGGGGAAUAAAUAUCAAACUAAUAAAAUUAGACGACGGUCUCGGCAAAAUGGUCAAAAAAUGGUUUUCGAAAUAGUGAUAAUGUCAUAAGCUGGCUGGCUUAUAAUUUGUGAAUGAAUAUUUUCCUUUCUAUAAACUAUUGUAUGGAACCUCCAAACUCUGUAACCUCGUAAAUAACAUAGUUUUGGGCCACAAUAGGAAAAAAUAACGUAGGAGUUUAAAAACAAAUUCCAAUUACAAAGGGACUGACAAUAAGAAAAAAGGGCAUACAAGGGCUGUUAGAAGAGCAGCCAUAGGAAAACACAAGUCACAAGUGGUGGCUGGAUGGCUGGCUGCUGAUGAUGAUGAAUUCGGUAUUUAGGGGAAGGCACACUCCGGCAUCAGUUUUACAUUGACAAGAGCAACAACAAAAACAAUUACAGCUACCAGUGCAUGUACGAAGUGCGAAGCAGCAGCAGCGGCAGCAAUACCAACCAAACAACCAACAAAUAUCGCACACACGCACACAUUCAUAGGCAGGCUGGCAGCCAUAGAAGACGGCAGCAGCCAUCAUCAAUAACAAACAGCGUCCUCCGUAUCGCCAUUGCCGGAUCAUCAUCAAUGCUUAUAUCGUUCGGUAGACUAAUACUACUGCUACGCGGUCGUCAACACAACACAUCAUAGACAGGCAGUCAGUCAGUCAUAAAAAUAAUCAUAACAAUAAUCGUAAAAACUGAAAUUUAUUCGUAUGUUUACAGUCCAUCCAAACAAAACGGUAGCGCGUUGGUAGACAUAAUCAAGGCAUUAGAUACCAACUACCAACAACAAAAACAAAAGAACUUACAAUGUACUAACUGCUGCCACAGAUAAAAAUUGGACAAAAAAAAACAACUAUAAUUCAAAGAAUGAUACAAAAAAUCAGCAGCAGCAACAACAAUCUAAACAUAAGGCAAAUACAAGGCCGGUAGAUGAAUGGCAAUAAAAACAAAGACCAAAAACAAAAAUUAAUAAAUUACUUAAACACCUGAAGAGGAGCGAAGCAACAACAAUUAAAAACAUCCAUUCAAAACAAACAAAAAAGAAGGCAUAGUUGUGGAAGACCACAUAAAAAUAAAUCAUUAAGGAAUAAUUAAUUAAAUACUAAAAAACCAACACGAAAAAAUAAUAAACAAACAAAAUUAGUGCAAUAAACAAAAAAUAAAAAAGAAUCAUACAGUGCCAAUUAUCAAAUUUUGAAAAAAGCAAAUUGAAACAUUGAAAUUGGUUAUAAAACUUUAUGUAAUAGAAAACAAAACGCAACACCCCCUCUCUUAUUAUAAUUAAUGCCAAAAGUAUUUUAAAAAUAAAGAAAAAAGAAACAACAACAACCAUAAAAGAAAUCAUAGUUAAUCUUUCUAGUCUCAUCAUUAAUGAAAUUAGUAAUAAUUUAAAAUUUAAUUUAAAUAAAUUAAUUUGUAUUACAAAAUUAAAAAAAAAAAAACAAAAAUAUUUCAAUAUUAAAUAAUAAAUCUGUUACCACUGUCAAUCCAUUGUCAUCUGCUUGUGCAACGAAGAAAAAAAAACUAGUGCAUCAUAACUUUCGAAACAUUUUUUAUUGUGUAUGUGCAAAUUCUAUGAAUGAGGAGCAAGCAAGCAAGAUAAAAGAGCAAUCUUUGUGUGUUUUUUUGCAUUUCUAACAAAACAACGAGGAAAACGACAUUUCAUUGGAGUCCUUGGGGUGGAGCUGUAUUUCAUUUUCUACUAGCAAAGGAUUAAAUAAUCAUUCUGUCGGGGCGAAAUUUGGCGUGAAUAAAAAGGUAAUUCAAGACUCUGGAUUAUUGUGAUAAAACGCUUUCGAAAUAAUAUUACAGUUUCCCAUUUGACCUCUUUUGUGGAUUAAUCAAGGAUUUUUUCUUGCAAAAUUGUGUGAAACUUUUAUUCCUGUUACAAACAAAAAAGAGUUUCACAAUCAAGACACCUCUUUUUGGAUAAACUAUAUCACUGAAAAGCCUGAACGUAUAAAAAGUAAUUUUGGAAACUUUUUUGCUGCCCCGCCUCAAAAUAACUAUACUUAGUUAAAUUUUUCUACAAACUACAAAUUGCUGCUGACUAUUAUAUUUGUUUUCCUGGGAGAAUUUCAUACUAUCCAAAUCAUCAUAUACAAGGACUAGACAAAGCCGAGCAACUGAAAGGAACAUCGGAUAAAACGUAAUCAUUUUUAUACCUCAACACUUUUAAAUUGUAAAUUUUUGUACUUAAGUGUUAACAAUAAGAUUUACACAAGCCACUGAGAGAAAAAAAAAAUAUUUAAAACAAAAUCAACAUCAUAUAUUAUAUUUUAAAUAUAAGUUGUAUAGACAAGAAAACAUAACAAAAACAAUUAGCUUCAAGCAACAUUUCAAACUCCUAGUUUGUAAAUUCUUGUGUAAACAAAAACCACCCGGAACAAUAACUAAAUAAAGUAAAUUUGCUUUCUAGCAAAAGAAGUCAUUAGAUCGUAAGAUUCACCAAAAAAACAACCAACACCUGCACAACACCAACUCCCUCUCGCGUACACAGCAACAGAACUCCAAGCUUCAAGAUGACUAUGAGUACAAAUAACUGUGAAAGUAUGACGUCAUACUUUACAAACAGCUAUAUGGGUGCCGACAUGCACCAUGGUCACUAUCCGGGUAACGGUGUUGCCGAUCUCGAUGCCCAACAGAUGCAUCACUACAGUCAGACACCAAAUCAUCAGGGCAAUAUGCCUUAUCCACGUUUCCCGCCUUAUGAUCGUAUGCCCUACUACAAUGGCCAGGGUAUGGACCAACAUGGUGUCUAUUCCCGACCCGACAGUCCCUCAAGUCAGGUGGGUGGCUGUGUGCCACCAUCGCAGGCGAAUGGUGCACAAAUGGUUCCACAACAACAGGGUCCACCGCAACAACAACCGCUAAACGAUGCCCACCAACAACAUCAUCCGCAGGUGACGCAACAACAGGUAACACAGCAACAAGUACCGGCGCAUCAACAACAUCCUCAACAGCAGCAGCAACAACAUCAACCUGUCGUCUAUGCUAGCUGUAAACUGCAAGCGGCUGUCGGCGGUUUGGGUAUGGUACAUGAGGGCGGUUCUCCACCGUUGGCGGAUCAAAUGGUUGGCGGUCAUCAUAUGAAUCCUCAAAUGGCCAUGCAGCAUCAUAUGCAGCAUUCACAGGCUCAGUUGGGUUACAAUGAUGUCGUAGUACCCGAUGUUACGGAGUUGGGUUACAAUGAUGUCGGAGUACCCGAUGUUACGGAGGUUCAUCAAAAUCAUCACAACAUGGGCAUGUAUGGUCAACAACAAACCGGCGUACCCCAAGUUGGCGGACCACCUCAGGGCAUGAUGCACCAGGGUCAAGGACCACCACAAAUGCACCAAGGACACCCCGGCCAGCAUACACCACCAUCACAAAAUCCAAAUUCACAACCAUCAGGGAUGCCUUCGCCUCUGUAUCCCUGGAUGCGAAGUCAAUUUGAACGCAAACGUGGCCGUCAAACCUAUACUCGCUAUCAAACUCUGGAACUGGAGAAAGAAUUUCAUUUCAAUCGCUAUUUGACACGUAGAAGACGUAUCGAAAUUGCCCAUGCCUUGUGUUUGACAGAAAGACAAAUAAAAAUCUGGUUCCAAAAUCGCCGCAUGAAAUGGAAAAAGGAAAACAAGACCAAGGGUGAACCCGGAUCCGGUGGCGAAGGUGAUGAGAUUACACCACCAAAUAGUCCACAAUAAAAAUUAAAAAUGUAAUUACACAAAAAAAAAAAAA